Paramecium octaurelia is the source of this 923-nucleotide messenger RNA. The record is from the annotation of a GenBank genome assembly. NCBI's taxonomy places the organism in Eukaryota, Ciliophora, Oligohymenophorea, Peniculida, Parameciidae.
UAUGAACAUAGAAACAUCAAAUUCUGAUAAAGUAUAACAAGUAACAUCUGAAUACAAUCAUAGAUUCUACUCAAAUAGGAGUAAUUGUUAAAAGAAUAAAAAUACUAUGAAUAUGAAUAAAAAAUACUAACAUUUGGAUCCAGAUUCAUUAAUUAGUAAAAUAAGGAUGGAGCCAUCACUCUUUAUUUAUAAGCCAGCAAACUUCUGGUUAAGAACAAUCAAGACAAUUCAGGCUUUAAUUUAGCAACAGAAGUAAUCAAAAUAUCAGAUGAUUUGGAUUCUCAAAAUAUUGGUAAGAAUGAUCUAUUAAUUUCGAAGCUUAGAUAAUGUCAAUUUAUUCUAUUGCACAAUUCAGUAAAUUGAAAGUCCAAUUCAUAAAUAAGGUGCUCAAGAAAUAUCCAAACUAUAAAAACUAAAUUUGUUAAUAAGUAGGUGUGGAUUUAAUCAACCAUAACAAAUUCCAUUUGGCCUGGAGAUACCUAAUAUAAUUAUCUGAUGUCAAUACAGAAAUUCAAAUGUUAGUAAAAUGGAAUUAGUAAUUGUCUGAGUAAGAAAGACAGUAUAACUUAAUCCGAUAUUUGUUAAUGUAAAAUUGUUAAGCAAAUGAAUUAGUAAACUUGGACAAGGAUUAUUCAAUGAAAGUGUUAAAAUAUUGCAUGAAUUAAUUCCUACCACAGUCACUUAGGAGGCUCUAUUCAUACAUCUUUUAGUGAAAUCAAUUAGAAUUUAGAGCAGAGAAGCAUACGAUUUGGUUUUUAAUAAAUUUAAGGUUGUUGUAGAUGCAGACCCUAUAUUCUAAGAUGUAUAUACUAUGAAGAUAUCUUUAGUUAUAUUAUAAAGUAGGAGUGAAAUACUUUGGACUUAAAGAAAAGGAAUAAUCGUCGUAGGGUAUUGGUGGAUUAUUGAGUUAGUUCUUUUAAUGA